UCGAGAAAGCUGAGUUGGCAUUCAUUAACCAGUCAGUCAUCGGGUCCAUCGUCUCCCUACAGUCUCGGGCGAGGCGACCGAGCUCCAGUUCAAAACAAAACCGAGACCCUGACAGCGGUAUUGCAAUAUUCAAGGGACAGCAUGUUCGUCUGCGGCGUCUGGCAGUGAAGAAACCUGUCAUCAGCGGCUGUGUCUUACAAGAAUUCAAACUUGUACAAGAAAUCUCCGCUCCCAACCUCGUGCGUGUGCUCGGCGCGUAUCUGGAAGAACCACCGUUUGCACUGGUCACUGAAUUCUGCCCUAAGGGAACGCUUCAGGAUAUUCUGGGACAAAACACCUUGUCACUCGACACACAGUUCAAGUUAUCUUGGCGACAGACGUGGUACAGGGUCUGGCUUACAUCCAUGCCAGUCCAGUCCAACACCAUGGGCGACUGAGCAGCGCCACUUGUCUCAUCGACAACCGCUUCACGUCAAGCUCACGGACUUUGGUCUGCCCUCCCUCUUUUGCCAGGAAAUCAUGGACACUACAUCGCAGGAAUACAAGCGGGAAUGUCUGUGGCGCGCGCCGGAGAUUCUACGCGGCAACGCGCCCUCCAGGGGCACAAGAGAAGGGGACAUCUACAGCUUCGCCAUCGUCCUCAGCGAGAUCGUCACGCGCUCAUCGCCAUACGAACACGAGGCGGACUACCUCACCCUCGAUGAAAUCCUGGAACGCCUGAAGAGGGGCGGUGAGCAUGAGUUUCGACCCUCCGCCGACGUACCCGCCAACCUCAGCGAGUUCCGGGCGCUGAUGACGUCAUGUUGGGGCGAGGACUCGCGCACUAGGCCAACCGUAGUGUGGGUCAAGAAGCAGCUGAAGGGCAUGGCCGCGAAAUGUGGGCAAUCUGCCAACUUCUUGGACAACCUGUUGCGUAGAAUGGAACUGUACGCCAGUAACCUGGAGAAGAUGGUGGAAGAAAAGACAGAGGAACUUGCGGAGGAAAAGAAGAAAGCUGACGCCCUUCUUUACGAGAUUCUGCCCAGGGGGAUUGCCGACCGACUGAAGAGAGGUUUGGCGGUUGAAGCCGAGCACUACGAAUGCGUCACCAUCUACUUUAGCGAUAUCGUCGGCUUUACUGAACUGUCCAGCACUUCGACCGCUAUGGAGGUGGUUGACCUUCUGAACGAUUUGUACUCGACUUUCGACGCCACUCUUGAGGGCUUUGACGUCUACAAGAUUGAAACGAUUGGCGAUGCCUACAUGGUGGUAUCUGGUCUGCCUCACCGUAAUGGAAAUCUCCACGCCCAGCAGAUCGCGCGCGUGUCCCUGGCACUGCGUGACGUCAUUUCCGUUUUCAAGAUACGUCACCGGCCAAAAGAGAAGCUUCAGCUUCGAAUUGGUCUUCACUCAGGCUCCGUGUGUGCCGGAGUGGUCGGGCGGAAAAUGCCUCGUUACUGCCUGUUCGGAGACACGGUCAACACGGCCUCGAGAAUGGAGUCCAACGGAGAAGGUACACGAAGAACCAUGAAGAUACACAUGAGUGGCAAGACGUGUGAACUCCUACAGACAUUCGGAACAUUUGACAUCGCGACUCGAGGAGAAGUAAUCAUCAAGGGCAAAGGUCUCAUGACGACAUACUGGCUUCUGGGGGAGAAAAAACAGCGUGCUGCCUACCCUUGAACCCUGAAGGUAACGCACUCCUGGUUUUCAGCCAAAGCACGCAAUGUCUUUGCUGUUGCAGACGACAAUUUUUCGAGUCUUUCCACUGCUCGGGGAGAAAAACUGAUAAUAAAAUAAAUAUGUCAUGGCACAAAAACUCUACCUGCGGAACCCUUGUUAUCCUGACAACAACAAAUUGUCAGAGUACGGAAAUUUUCCAGAAAUCUUGACUAUGCCGCGUUCAGAUUUCCCGACUUAAUUUUUCCAUAUCUCAUCGUUAUUUUUUAUUUUGUAUCCCUCGGAGACUUGAAAACGCUCCCACGGUUUUAAAAAAAAAUUAUUUUAAUGUUGUUUUGAUGUAAGCUUGCUUACAAAUGGCUAUGGCGCACACAACGCAAAAGCCAGUCUGGUUGUGUAGGCGCCAAUGUCUGCCCUACUACAAAUUAAAUCCCUGUGGUGACUUGAUAUUUUGUUGCAUUUCUGUCACGAGUCAUGAAAUGAAGUUUUUUCUUUAGCGAUGUGACAUCACGUGGCAAACUUUAUCUGAGCAAUAUGCAUUUUGUUAGUGUUUUUCAGGGAUUAAGUGACAACUGAAUUCUGUUUAAUGUUUCGUAAUUAUGUAUGUCCAUGCUAGCAGCAGCUGGAUUACAUGUGCAGUUAUUCAAUAGUUUUGUUAGCAGAACCCUGCUAUUCAAUUUUACUGAAAUUCUAGUUUCAUAUCUGUGUCUUAUCGUUGCUCAUCACAUAUCAUGUGUUCAAUUUUAAAGAAUAUCAACAUUUUUUUAUGGAGAAUAUAUGGCGAAAAAAGAUUAAAUCGCACAAUGUAGAUGCCUUCAUCGAAACCCGCGCGCAUACACAUGCAGUCCUCUCUCUCUCACACACACUCUGAGAGUAGAGACGCAUAAAACCCGCUUGUUCAAUCACAAAAAUGUAAAUUGGUUUGAACUUGGUGAGUAAAGGGCAGUUCUUCUUGACUGCAAGCAUUUACUGUUCAAACAAUAAAAACCAACCCAGUAAAAUGUUUCGAUACAUCUUGACU
Molecule: messenger RNA, 2680 nt
Organism: Pomacea canaliculata
Lineage: Eukaryota; Metazoa; Mollusca; Gastropoda; Architaenioglossa; Ampullariidae
Product: atrial natriuretic peptide receptor 1-like
Exons: 15
Coding region: 520-1662 (380 amino acids)
Biological process (GO): receptor guanylyl cyclase signaling pathway; cGMP biosynthetic process; protein phosphorylation
Molecular function (GO): ATP binding; peptide receptor activity; protein kinase activity
Source: RefSeq, a predicted model, not a curated record